AUGCCGGAGGGAACUAGAAGACCUGUGUCCUUGAUUGCAAGGGUUGAAGACGAAGACCCCGAAACUGGCGAGGCGGUAUAUGGCACCGCCGUUGAGGCCUCGCGCCGUGCUCGUGCCGUUGACCAAACGGCCAAACUGCAACAUCUGAGUGCUCGUCCGCGCGAGCCCGGUCCAGCCAGCGACUCGGGUUAUUCAUCACUUGUGAACUCGUCGCUCGCCAACGAAGAAUUAGCCAUGGCCGAGCCGGCUAACAAUCGUUCUGGCGCGCCGCCGGUUCAGCGUCCAUCCGGUGGAAAUCCCAGCAGGAGUUCUUCCAAGCCAGUGCUCCAUAGUGCUGAGAGUACUGUCGCUACUGUCGACGAAGGCUCUCACGACAGCGAGCGAAGAUUCACAUUGCCCGAUCGUGAACGACGAUCAUCCUCGGCACGACCGUCUCAUUCUGCGCAGUCUCAGUAUCCAGCUCCACCUUAUCAUGCUUCUCAACCUCAGCAGCCUUUCCCUCAAUUACAUCAACAGCCUCUUCCACAACAGCAACAAGCACGCCCACAGUAUCCUCCCCAGUACCCGAGCUACCAGGCGCAGCCGUAUUCGCAGCCAUAUCCGAUUCCAAAUGCCGGACAAAUGCCACCGCCUCCGGUACCUCUUUCCGCCGGCCCGCGCCCGCGUCGUCUCUCCAGCAACACGUCUCGUCCGAUGAGUAUGCAUAUUUAUGGUAGCUCUUACGACGGUUCGAUCCGAGGACCGCCACCAUCGAACUCGGCUUACAUGGCUGGUCCGCAAUAUAGUCCGGUCGUGUCGUCUAAGCCCAGUGGAGAGUAUUUUGGUGCCGCCCAACCACACCGGGUGCCGGUGAACGUUCCUCCUUACACCCCGACCUCGCCUACAUCUCCGACUCAGCCAAGCAUCUAUUCUGCACGAUACGGCAAGACUCAGACCAGUUUCGGUGGCGUUCUUGAUCCACCGCGGGUGGCAUCAGUGCCGCCUAUUCCCAUCGGGCGCACACCGUCGUUUUCCGCCCGCCGGGGAAGCAUUACUGCGCCUGUUCCACGCACGACGAGACAAAUAACCGACAGAGAUAGUAGCUCGUCGUCCGAAGACUCUUACUCUGACGGCGACAAUCAUUAUCCGAAGAACAACGCCAUGCUGCACCCAAGCCGACGACCCCAGUAUGAGACCCACACGUCCGCGCAGAGCAUCCCAAGAGGUAUCAUGCGUCAGUACGACUCACGACGGAUGUCGCGAUCUGACACCGGAGUUGAAUAUCAGGAGACUGACUCGGACCGAGCGGCUCGUGCAAUGCUACAGGGCUCCCAGCCUUCAUCAUCACACGGCCCUCGCCGUCCUUCCAUCUCGACUGCAAACUCCGGAUCGCGGCGACAGCAAGUUGUUGGGCCAAACGGACAGGACUAUCGAGCCCUUCAAUCGCGCGGCGAAGAUAGAGUCUCUCGCCGUGAAGAUUGGACACAGACUGAAAUCGACGCUUACCGUCACGAAAGAGGUCUGGGCCAUCUGGAGGAGGAGUUUGGAAGAAUGCGUGUGGUCGACAGGCUCGAAGCAAAAGAGCGCAAUGCACAACGCUACCAAACGACGAAUGGCACUGCGUCGAGUGAUCUGACUGCUGAAAUGCUGGCUCAGAUGAAGCAGCAGGCUGAUCAGGGCCAGCAGCAGCAUUCACAGCAGCAACUGAAUCGACGCAGUGGCAGUCAUGUAUCAGGGCGCACUCAUCACAGCAGGAGAUCUGGAAGCAUCUCGCAACAUACGAUGUCCAACGAGUACGUCACCAUCAAAGAUGCCGAGACUGGUCUCGCUAUGGCCCACGUUGCACCUGGUCAGACCAUCGAAGUGAUGAGGACCGAGGGAGGUGGCAUGCGCACCGUCAUCAACAGCAGCUCUGGUCAAGAAAGCGGGUACCACGGCAGUAGCCGAAGCUCGAGAAGUGGAGGCCAUCGCCGGUCGUAUUAUGGCAGCAGUGAUUAUUCUGCAAGUCGCAGGCCGACUCAGGAAGAGAUCGAUUACGAUUCGAGUGGCUACGAGCGUGCUAUCUGA
Messenger RNA from Dissoconium aciculare CBS 342.82, 2046 nucleotides. RefSeq lists its product as uncharacterized. NCBI's taxonomy places the organism in Eukaryota, Fungi, Ascomycota, Dothideomycetes, Mycosphaerellales, Dissoconiaceae. The record is from RefSeq and is a predicted model, not a curated record. The transcript has a single exon. The coding region runs from base 1 to 2046 and encodes 681 amino acids.